AUGCAGCUCUUUCGAUUUUCAUUGCCAGCCAUUCUUUCGGCAUUGGUUUUACUACUCAAUCUUUCGGUCUUUACACAUGCAUCUCCAUUGAGCCUGGAUCCACGGGAACUUACCUGCGCAGAAACUUACGUAUCAUGUGGUACAUACUGUUGUCCUCCAAGUCACACUUGUGCUGCCAAUGACGGAUGCGCGCCUGUAACAGCCACAUUGACAGCAACCCCAACUUCAACAACCACAGUAACUGCUUCACCAACAACAAAAUCCUCAGCUGCCCACUCUUCAAAAAAGGAUGGGUUCUUCAACACCAACAUGAUCAUCGCCGUUGCUACCGGUGGGGGCAUUGCGCUUGUUCUUCUUGCUCUUGCAACCUGGGCCUGCCACCGGAAACGUCAACAGGGAAGAGCUCUUCUUGCAGCAUAUGAAGCCCCGGACCGUCAACCUUACGAAGAAAUUUCACUCAAAAACAAAAAGUCCACCGCUUCCUUCGCCAGUUCCGCCCCUCCGCCAGCUCCGGUUGUCUCUGGAAGCUCCUCGAAGCCAGGCACACCAACAUCCACCUCUUUCAAUGUCCCCCAGCACACCUCAACCCCACCCCCAGAUUAUAAAAAUGGUGCAGCUGUAUCUGCGAUUGAAAAGGAAUUGGGCCCCCGCUAUCCACCACAAGCUUUCCAGGGACAGGAUUCACCGCGUACGCCAACUGGGUCACAGAGGGGACCGUUCCCUGCGGAUAUUUUAGGAAGCCCAAGGUCUAGCAGCCUGCCACCAUACUCUCCGGCUAAAAGUGCAUUCGGGGGCGCUGGAUCUCCAAGAGCUGUUUCUCCAGCUCCGUCAUCGUCCUUUCAGCAGCAGGGGGGGAUGCUAGCACCAACACAGGCAACGUCCCCGCUACCAGUUCAGACUACAUUCUCACCAACUCAGACAUCGUUCCCACCACAAAACACCCUUUCACCGAUGCAGAGUGGCCCGUCCGGAUUUUCAUUCUCACAGCAGGGAGAAUCCACCCCAGUAGCUUCUCCACCUACAUCGCCAAGAACUCCGAGUCGCCAGAUGUUUAUGCCUAUGGAGGAAAACCAUCAGCACCCUGCAAAUCAGGAGCUGUUCUUGCCAGUGGAUGGUGGGAGGAUCCACCAACAGGAGCAGGAGAUGUUCAGCCCUGUUGAUGAACCAUCGUCGCGAAGGCAGCAGCAGGAUCAAGGAUAUCCAAUGGCGUACUGA
Messenger RNA from Morchella importuna, 1215 nucleotides. RefSeq lists its product as uncharacterized. NCBI's taxonomy places the organism in Eukaryota, Fungi, Ascomycota, Pezizomycetes, Pezizales, Morchellaceae. The transcript has 2 exons. The record is from RefSeq and is a predicted model, not a curated record. Bases 1 to 1215 code for a protein of 404 amino acids.